AUUUUUUCACUAUAAAACUCACACUUCUAUUCCUUUUUUUACCACAUUCAACCACAAUACACUCCACAUCUUUUAUAAUCAUCUCUAUUCUCAUUCUACAAAACGAAAAAAUCAUCCUCAUAAUCGUGGUGAUGACCCGAACAACCUGUGGGCAUUCCAAGAAAAUCUUAGCCCACCACCCAAUCCUCCAAUGCCUCGUCCAUUUUUAAUACACUCUUCUAUGCCCGAUAUGGCGGGUUAUGCAUCGUAUCUCGGGAAUCGUUUGUUUACUAACUUCACACACCGAUGAUUCUAUACCUAGCCCGAUUCCACAAACGCCCAUCAACCUUUCACAAACCUCCAUCAACCUUUCCCAAACCGAAACCGUCCCCGAAACUCAACCACCCAACGAUGGUCCUUCCACAUCCAAACCCAUCAAAAAGAGAAGUCACAAGAAAAAAACCGAGGCGGAGAAAGCACUUGAAACCGCCAAACGAAAACAACAAAGAUGGGUCGUUAAUGAAGAACUUGCAUUGGCGAGGGCUUGGCUUCAACAAUCUCUAUAUCCAACUUUAGGAAAUUCUCAACAUAGAAGCCAUUUGUGGGAAACAAUUAGUAAAGCAUUCCAUGAAGAAAUGGAAAGGGAGGUUUAUCGUGAAAACGAUAGCUUAUCCUUGAAGUGGACCGAGAUAAGCGGUCAACUUACCAAAUUUAGUGUUUUUUUAAAUAAAGUAAAGCAAAACCCAAAAAGUGGUGAAACCGAAGCCGGCUUUGUGACAAAUGCAUUGGUUACAUUCAAAACAAAUGUGGGAAGCGACUUCCGUUUCAUGCAUUGUUGGGAGAUUUGUAAGUUCCAUCCAAAGUGGGCGAAUAUCCCUAGUAGUAGCGAAACUAACACGUCUUCCAAAAGGUCAAGGACACCCUCGUCCCAAGCCCAGUCGGAUGCACGAGAUCAAGAGUUGGAGGACUUGUUGGAUGAUUCGCCAAACCGUCCUGAAUACGGAAGAGAUGCCACAAAAAAGGCGCGCUCAAAAAUCAAGAUCAGGUACGGCAUCGCCUUCAGUUGGGAGUUCGGGCUCGCGUAGGGGAGUAUACAGCGAUCAGUUGAAUGACAUUGCAUGCAAGUUAGAUACAUUCAACGUAUUCCAACAACAAAGGGCCGAAAUUCGGAAGAGCAAAGAAGCUAGGGAUGCCCUGAAACAAAGACGAGAUGAUAUGAAAUUUCUAGCUCAGCCCAUUGAUCACCUAGAGGGUGAAGAGUUGGAACUAAUGUUGGAGACGAGAGAAGAGAUAAAGAAAAAAUA
Molecule: messenger RNA, 1283 nt
Organism: Helianthus annuus (common sunflower)
Lineage: Eukaryota; Viridiplantae; Streptophyta; Magnoliopsida; Asterales; Asteraceae
Product: glutathione S-transferase T3-like
Exons: 2
Coding region: 240-1064 (274 amino acids)
Source: RefSeq, a predicted model, not a curated record